UCCACUCCCACAUUAGCUUCAGCCUUAUCAGCAGUAUCAGCAGCACCAGAAGGGAACGGAAGAACUGAAGAGAAUGUACUGCCCUUACAGAGCUUAGGGAGCGAGAAGUGAACAGCAGCAGUGGGUCUUUGGCUUUGCUUCAGUCUUUGGUGUAGCUACGUGUCUUCGGCUGCACAUAAACUUCGGCACUGUUAAGGGGGCCCGGCUAAUUUGAAAAGUGCAACACAGCCCAGUACAGCUGUACCCCCUGUGCCCCCCUGAUGGUGGCCCUGAUCGUCUUGCUCUGUGUCCGUCAGUCUGGCAUGCCUUGCUGUGCCUAGUGUCAGUCUCCUCCUUGCAUUGCUCCCUCCUCCCUCCAUAGGGCAGUAUUGGCCAUCAUUCACACGUUCUGCUUCCAGCAGCAGCCGCCACCUUGGUAGCAGCUUAGCCGGAGCCCACAAACAGUUUUCCCCAUCGGGUCACCUCAGCAGAGAUGUCCGAGCAGAGCAGCAGCAGCAGGUACCAACAGUUGCAAAAUGAAGAAGAGCCUGGAGAAAAUGCCCAGGCUUCUGCAGAUGCCCCUCCACCAUACAGCAGUAUCGCUGGAGAAAGUUCAGGACUAUUUGAUUACAAGGACGAGUUAGGCUUUCCAAAACCACCCUCUUAUAAUGUGGCAACAACCCUCCCCAGUUAUGAUGAAGCAGAGAGGAGUAAAGCAGAAGCUACCAUCCCUCUUGUCCCUGGAAGACACAGGGAGAGAUUGGAUACCUUUGAUGAUUUCUUCCCUAUUUCACUGGAGGAUGACGAUUUUGUGGCGAGGGAUGAUUUUGAUGAUGCAGAUCAGCUGAGGAUAGGAAACGAUGGGAUUUUCAUGCUUACAUUCUUUAUGGCAUUCCUGUUCAACUGGAUUGGAUUUUUCCUUUCUUUCUGCCUAACCUCAUCCGCAGCAGGCAGAUAUGGAGCCAUUUCUGGUUUUGGUCUCUCUCUAAUUAAGUGGAUUCUAAUUGUACGGUUCUCCACCUACUUCCCUGGAUAUUUUGAUGGACAGUACUGGCUUUGGUGGGUGUUCCUAGUACUGGGAUUCCUCCUCUUUCUCCGAGGCUUUAUUAAUUAUGCAAAGGUUCGAAAGAUGCCUGAUAACUUUUCCACUCUCCCCCGGACCAGAGUUCUCUUUAUUUAUUAAAGAUGUAUUUCGGUCUCCGCCUUCCUGCAUCUACCAUCAUCCCCUGUAUUGGAACACCUGCAGGAAGAGUGUUAACUGCUCGAAAAGAAACUGAAGGAGAGGAUAAAAUCACGUUGGAAUUAAAAAAAAAAUUAAAAAUUCUGAGAAAACAUCAAGAAAACAAAUAAAAUCAGUACUUCUGAAGAUGAAGAAGAAAAAUUAGCUUUUUUUCCCAUUUUUUUUUUUUAUAUAGAUGUAUGACUUUUCAUAGGUCUUGCAGAAUUCUGGAAUCAUUAGUGGCUACUGUAUAAAAUCAAAGCUAUCGCAAUCAAGUUUGUGAUGUACUUAAUAAAAAGCCUUAUAUAUUGUU
Molecule: messenger RNA, 1511 nt
Organism: Xenopus laevis (African clawed frog)
Lineage: Eukaryota; Metazoa; Chordata; Amphibia; Anura; Pipidae
Gene: ndfip1.L
Product: Nedd4 family interacting protein 1 L homeolog
Exons: 9
Coding region: 473-1162 (229 amino acids)
Biological process (GO): vacuolar transport; positive regulation of protein ubiquitination; ubiquitin-dependent protein catabolic process
Cellular component (GO): endoplasmic reticulum; Golgi apparatus; cytoplasm
Molecular function (GO): WW domain binding
Source: RefSeq, a predicted model, not a curated record